This is a messenger RNA of Sordaria macrospora k-hell, 473 nucleotides long. The record is from the annotation of a RefSeq genome assembly. Lineage: Eukaryota; Fungi; Ascomycota; Sordariomycetes; Sordariales; Sordariaceae.
AUGGGCGUCUCAACAUCAGAGCACAAGGUCAAGAAGGAGAAGAAGGAAAAGAAGGCGCCCAAGACCAAGGAAGUCGCUGCUGCUGCUGCUUCCGAGCCCGCUGAAGUCAUUGCGGAGACCGAGUCGGCAGCGUCCAAGAAGGAGAAGAAAUCCAAAAAGUCUUCCAAGGCCGACAGCAAGAAGGACUCGAAACGCAAGCGCGAGGAGGAAGAGAAUGACGACGAAGAGAAGCCUUCCAAGAAGCAGAAGUCCGAGGACAAGGAAAUCGCCAAAACCGAGAAGAAGGAGAAGAAGGAGAAGAAGGAAAAGAAGAGCAAGUCCAAGGAUAAGGAGGAGAAGAAGGACAAUAAGUCCAAGAGCGACAAGGUGGAAGAGGAAGAGGAGCCCGUUGUGAAGAAGGAAGAGAAGUCUGAGUCCAAGGAGUCCAAGAAGGAGGAGUCCAAGAAGGAGAAGGAGUCCAAGAAGGAGAAGGA